Molecule: messenger RNA, 16587 nt
Organism: Coregonus sp. 'balchen'
Lineage: Eukaryota; Metazoa; Chordata; Actinopteri; Salmoniformes; Salmonidae
Source: the annotation of a GenBank genome assembly
UCACUGAUGUGGGCCGUUCACUUGGUUCUUUCCUUUCCUAGGAGCUUGUCGGAGCGGGUGAAUGCCUGGCGCGGAUGGACCGGUGAAAUUAGUAAAAUUCACCCAAACCAACCUUCUCUUCAUUCCGCGAGCAAGCCAUAAAAAUGCCGGCAUAUUUCCAACGACCGGAAAAUGCUCUCAAACGAGCAAAUGGUGAGUCGUAUAUAGUAAUUUCUUAGAUGUCCUCGCUUUCUACCUAGUUAGCCCCAGUAAAGUAUUCACAUUGGCUUGCGGUGGUUCGCUAGCUACGCAUGGCGGGGAAGCCAUGUUGUAAGUAUAGGUACACGCAUUGAAGCCACCCGUGUCACUAGGCCUUUGAAUUCACCACCCAUAAUUACGUUAAGAGGUGUCAUGGGCCGGCCAAUUCAGCAAUAAUACUUAAUCUAAAAUCACACCGAUAUGAUUGAUGUCUGUGACUGAUGUCCGGCAGGGUGCAUCGAAAAGUAUCUGCCAUCUUGUUCACACUGACUAGCUAACAUAACGUCAGCACUUCCUAGCCCUGAAGGGUUGGUUAGCUAACGUAUUAGCAUAUCCCCUAGCUAAGCUGCUAACUAGUGACACGGUGAUCAACUUGUCCAACUCACUCUGAAGUCAGUAAUAAUCGGUUUAGCCACAUCAACUGAAAGGUAACCGCUGCUGCUGGUUAAUGUUUUUAGACUGGUCUUGGAUAGCUAACUAGGUAACUAGCUAGAUUGCAUCACCAAAACAGAAGGCCCAGCUAAGAUUGUCUAUCAAUGGGGCGAGUUCGUUGUGCCCCGGGAGGGGUUUGCACAUCUCAUAAAAUAAAUACAUGGAUAGGUUAAUGUCUACACUCAGCUAUCAGGGCCCCGUUUCCCAAAACCAUCUUAAGGCUAUGUUCAUCGUUAGAACGAACCUUCGUAGGAGCAUCGUUAAAUCUCCGAGAUGUUUCCCAAAGCCUUUGACAUCAUUACUAAAGUUGUACAUGAAAACGCUCAUAAUCUAACGCCUGCCUCAGACAACUUGUAGAACAGCUAAGUGCGUUGUUAGAUGUGUACCCCCCCGCGUCACUUUAUACACAGGUGUCCGCUAAACAUAGAAACAAGAUGUUUAUGUCUCUCUGUGACCGCUGAUAACUUCACGAAGUUGACUACAAAUCCAAAGUUGCCAAUGUCUUUGCAGUUGUUAUAAACAAGCAAAGGAUAAAAAGAUGGUUCAAAUGAGUACGGAGAUGACUACAUUAACAUAUAAAUAGCCGACCUACAGUAUAGGAUACAUAGGCCAAUAUAUUGUAUUUCAAUGAUAUUGAAAUCAAUUUAAUGUUAAUUCAAUUUUGUUUUAUUUGGCUACUGUCUGUAAUUUCUGCCUCAAUAUAUUUAAUGAUGUGUAGCCUAACGUGUGCAAUGAUGUGCCAAAUCUUGAUUAAGUGCGUUAUUAUAGGGUAAGCAUUAGAAUAAGCUGCCUCAAUAUUUGUAGCCAUAGGUGAUAUCUCUCUAGGAGCUGAUCCAUCGUCAUUAUUGUGGAAUAAUUAUGUCGUCAAGGUAGGAUUUGAAUGGAGAAGGCUGAUCUGAGAGCCGCGCUGCCUUUCUUUCGAUCCUAUCAGUAUCGACACGUGCCUCAAUGAUGUUGACGUUCUCUCUGUGUGGUGUUUUGGGAAACAUGUUACAUCUUCGGCUGUUGUAGGAAAGAUGCAUCGUUAAAACACUUGUAAGCCUAAGUUCCAGCGAUGUCGGGAAACCGGGCCCAGAUCUUUUUAAUCUAUUAGGGGGUCCCUUGUGCAUGAAGGUUAUAUUGCAGCAACUGAUUAACCUUCAGAACUUUUUUCAUCCUUUUUCAUGUAAUUUGCUGUGUUUUUCAUGAAUUUGCUGUGUUUUUCAUGAAUUUGCUGUGUUUUUACAGAGUUUUUGGAGGUUGGCAAAAAGCAGCCAGCUUUGGAUGUUUUGUACGAUGUCAUUAAGAGCAAAAAGCAUCGAACAUGGCAGAAGAUCCACGAGCCCAUCAUGCUCAAGUACCUGGAGCUCUGCGUGGACCUGCGCAAGAGCCACCUGGCCAAGGAGGGCCUAUACCAGUACAAGAACAUCUGCCAGCAGGUCAGCACACCAAGCCCUCUCUUGGACAACCGUAAAUGUUGGGUACUAUUGAUCCUACAAAGUCACUCACCUGCCGCAGUUAAGUAUGAGCCUCUAUUUUGUUUUGUAGGUGAACAUCAAAUCCCUGGAGGAUGUGGUUCGAGCCUACCUGAAGUUGGCCGAGGAGAAGACGGAGACAGCCAAGGGGGAGUCACAGCAGAUGGUCCUGGACAUUGAGGAUCUUGACAACAUCCAGACUCCUGAGAGGUAUUUAUUUAACCUUUUAUUUAACUAGGAACCUUUUUAUUUAACUUUGAGGUAUGGGUCCAUUGAAACCUUAUUCCAAUAUGAUGUGAUGGGCUGAUACUAUAUUUCAGAUAUAUUGGACUAUCCGCACACUUAUUGUUACCACCUUGUAAUAGCUGUAACCAUGCUAACAAUCAUGCUUCACCUUUGCUGUAAACCAUUAGCGUGGUGGUGAUGUGUGCACAAUGAUGCAAUGUUAGUGGUGUAGUUCUGUGAGCUCAAAUGACUUGACUACCUUGUGUGAUCCUAGUGUGCUUCUGAGCGCUGUGAGUGGUGAAGACACCCAGGAUCGUACAGACCGUCUGCUGCUCACUCCCUGGGUGAAAUUUCUGUGGGAAUCCUACCGCCAAUGCCUGGACCUGCUGCGUAACAACUCCAAGGUGGAGCGCCUCUACCAUGACAUUGCCCAGCAAGGUGAGCACAAUCUGAACAUUUAACAUGAUGUACAUCGGGGUAGGCAACUACAUUCAGCCCGAUUUGUCAGGGGGUGAAAAUAAUUAUAAUAAUUAAUACACGUCAAAUUGACCACAAGUAAGCCCAAAAAGAGAUUGUAUUUGAAAAUAACAUCAUUUCCUACCUGAUUACAUUGAGACAUAUUCACAUACAGUUGAAGUCGUAAGUUUACAUACACUUAGAUUGGAGUCAUUAAAACUAGUUUUUCAACCACUCCACAAAUGUCUUGUUAACAGACUAUAGUUUUGGCAAGUCGGUUAGGACAUCUACUUUGUGCAUGACACAAGUCAUUUUUCCAACAAUUGUUUACAGACAGAUUAUUAAACUUAUAAUUCACUGUAUCACUAUUCCAGUGGGUCAGACGUUUACAUACACUAAAUUGACUGUGCCUUUAAACAGCUUGGAAAAUUCCAGAAAAUGAUGUCAUGGCUUUAGAAGCUUCUGAUAGGCUAAAUGACAUCAUUUGAGUCAAUUGGAGGUGUACCUGUGGAUGUAUUUCAAGGCCUACCUUUAAACUCAGUGCCUCUUUGCUUGACAACAUGGGAAAAUCAAAAGAAAUCAGCCAACACCUAAGGAAAAAAAAAAAUGGUAGACCUCCACAAGUAUGGUUCAUCCUUGGGAGCAAUUUCCAAACGCCUGAAGGUACCACGUUCAUCUGUACAAACAAUACUAUGCAAGUAUAAACACCAUAGGACCACGCAGCCGUCAUACCGCUCAGGAAGGAGACGCAUUCUGUCUCCUAGAGAUGAACGUACUUUGGUGCGAAAAGUGCAAAUCAAUCCCAGAACAACAGCGAAGGACCUUGUGAAGAUGCUGGAGGAAACCGGUACAAAAGUAUCUAUAUCCACAGUAAAACGAGUCCUAUAUCGACAUAACCUGAAAGGCCGCUCAGCAAGGAAGAAGCCACUGCUCCAAAACCGCCAUAAAAAAGCCAGACUACUGUUUGCAACUGCACAUUGGGACAAAGAUCGUACUUUUUGGAGAAAUUUCCUCUAGUCUGAUGAAACAAAUAGAACUGUUUGGCCGUAAUGACCAUCGUUAUGUUUGGAGGAAAAAGGGGGUAGCUUGCAAGCCGAAGAACAGCAUCCCAACCGUGAAGCACUGGGGUGGCAGCAUCAUGCUGUGUGCAUGUUUUGCUGCAGGAGGGACUAGGUGCACUUCACAAAAUAGAUGGCAUCAUGAGGAAGGAACAUUUUGGAUAUAUUGAAGCAACAUCUCAAGACAUCAGUCAGGAAUUUAAAGCUUGGUCGCAAAUGGGUCUUCCAAAUGGACAAGCAUACUUCCAAAGUUGUGGCAAAAUGGCUUAAGGACAACAAAGUCAAGGUAUUGGAGUGGCCAUCACAAAGCCCUGACCUCAAUCCUAUAGAAAAUUUGUGGGCAGAACUAAAAAAGUGUGUGCGAGCAAGGAGGCCUAUAAACCUGACUCAGUUACACCAGCUCUGUCAGGAGGAAUGGGCCAAAAUUUACCCAAUUUAUUGUGGGACGCUUGUGGAAGGCUACCUGAAACGUUUUACCCAAGUUAAACCAUUUUAAAGGCAAUGCUACCAAAUACUAAUUGAGUGUAUGUAAACUUCUGACCCACUGGGAAUGUGAUGAAAUAAAUGUUGAAAUAAAUCAUUCUCUCUACUAUUAUUCUGACAUUUCACAUUCUUAAAAUAAAGUGGUGACCCUAACUGACCUAAGACAACUAAUUUUUACUAGGAUUAAAUGUCAGGAAUUGUGAAAAACUGAGUUUAAAUGUAUUUCGCUAAGGUGUAUGUAAACUUCCGACUUCAACUGUAUCUCUAUUUUAUUUGUGGGAAUACUUGGAAACAGAUUUCUCCUCAUCCUAAUCGUAUCCUGAUGUGUUCCGCAGCUUUCAAGUUCUGCCUUCAGUACACCCGUAAGGCAGAGUUUCGGAAGCUUUGCGACAAUCUGCGCAUGCAUCUGGGUCAGAUCCAGCGCCACCACAACCAGAGCACGGCCAUCAACCUGAACAACCCUGAGAGCCAGUCUAUGCACCUGGAGACACGCCUGGUGCAGCUGGACAGUGCCAUCGCCAUGGAGCUCUGGCAGGUAUGAUGUCAUAUGAUUAGCUUGCAAUGUUUAGUUGAAACAAUGUUACAUCUAGAAGAAUACUUUUAUUGUCCAAUUUUAUUUUUUCAACAAGCAAUUGUUAUCUACAUUUUAUUAUGAACAUUGAUUAUAUGUGUUAUGAAUGGUGAAAUUUGAUUUUUGAUUUUUACAGGAAGCUUUCAAGGCUGUGGAAGACAUCCAUGGUCUCUUCGCCCUUUCCAAGAAGCCCCCCAAGCCUCAACUUAUGGCUAACUACUACAACAAGGUGUCCACUGUGUUUUGGAAGUCUGGGAAUGCCCUAUUCCACGCCUGCACCCUCCACCGCCUCUACCACCUUUCCAGGGAGAUGCGCAAGAACCUCACCCAGGAAGAGAUGCAGAGGUAUGCAAGCCCAGUCCUGACCAGUUUGCUGGAAUGUGUGCCACAUAGAAUUACUUGAAUGGCCAUUCACUUAAAAAAAUAUUAAUCUGACAUUUCAUCAACUGGAGUUAUGGUUUCUAUCUCACCUUAAUCACCUGUCAAUCAGUCACCAUCAUGCCUCUGCCCCAUUUCCAACUAAUCAGAGCCCUUUGUUACACUCCAGGAUACUGCCCCCUUCCUCUUCAUGUUAGCAUGUUUGGUGAUGGGUAGAUCCGAGGUUGCAGGUGCUCACGGCUCUCCUCUCUCUCCCUCAGGAUGUCCACAAGGGUCCUCCUGGCAACCCUGUCCAUUCCCAUCACCCCGGAGCGCACAGACAUUGCCCGCCUGUUGGACAUGGACGGCAUCAUCGUGGAGAAACACCGCAGGCUGGCCACACUACUGGGCCUGCAGUCCCCACCAACCCGCCAGAGCCUCAUCAAUGACAUGGUAUAUACCCACAUGCAUGGAACAGACUAUAGAAAUAACCAUAGGGAUUUUUGUUUGUGAGCAGGCUGGGUAUAAGAGGCCAGUGACAGUAUGUCCCAUAUGUCAAUGUUAGGAGUUUGUAUUCUAGUGCUUGACUUGCUUUAGUCCUGUGAACUACCCAUACAGAUACGUUUGUUUACUACAUAAUGAAAAAUGAAAACAAACACUGGUUUGUCCAUUGCUGAGAUUUACUUGCAUGACAUUAGCUUGUGACCCGGUGCCAAAAAUAGGCUGUCUUAGUUUUUACCCCUAGAGAAGAGUCAGAGAGAACUUAACCAACUGCUGUUUCUUUUUUUUCCGUUGUCCUUUUGUCAGGGGUUGUUCACAGUGCUACUAUAUGCAUGUUAUGUUUCCCUUUAGGUUAGGUUCAAUUUGCUGCAGUACAUUGUACCUGAAGUGAAGGAGCUGUACAAUUGGCUGGAGAUGGACUUCCACCCACUGAAGCUUAGCGGAAGAGUAACAAAGGUAACAUUUGAAUUCAGAAAAGCUACAGUGUUGCAACAUUGGGCAAUUUGACAUGCAACUGUCCAAAAACAAUAUAAAAUACAUCCACAUAAUUCCUCUGAAAUUACAACUAUUUGUGUCAUGGCUGAUUCAUUUACCAUUUGUUUUCUUCAUCUGUUGUAUUGACCUUCCCUCUUCCUCUUAGGUGUUGAACUGGGUGAGAGACCAGUCUGAGAAGGAGGCAGACCUCCAGCAGUAUGUUCCCCAUCUGCAGAGUAACACCAUCCUCAGGCUGCUGCAGCAGGUGACUUAUUGCUCAUUUUAGAUUGCUCACUUAGACUUUGAUGGUCUGUUAAUCUCACUCAUAGUUAAAUGUCACGAAUAUGUGCCAAACAAUAACUGAUGAAAUACAAUACCUGACAAUAUAACUUUAUUAUUAACUAUGUCUGUUGUCCUUGUUGUAACUCGCUAGUGCAGGGAUGGGCACCAGGAGGCCCACGAGCCAAUUUAAAUGCCACCCACGAUGGAUUUAGUAAAUAAAGUGUAAAAUAAAAAAAAGUGGAUUCAACUACUCCAGGCUACAUUUGAACAUCUAAAACCUGAUAGAAAGUAUGUAGAUGUUAUAAUGUACCUAAUGUAUUUUAAAAGAACUGCCCUUUUUCUGGCACACAUUGAUUUUUGACGAACAAAACGGUCCAGAAAAUAUCCCGACGUGGCCCUCGAGCCUCAGGAUGUUGUCCAUUCAUUGAUUGAAACAUGUAACACAUGUAUUGUAUGUAAAUUGUGGUCCUAUUAACUAAUCAGUGCACACUGUUUAUUUUAAUGGGAUAUUAGGUGGCUCAGAUCUAUCAGAGCAUUGAGUUCAACCGUCUGGCCUCCCUGGUUCCAUUUGUGGAUCCCUUCCAGUUGGAGCGCUCCAUUGUGGAUGCUGCCCGACACUGUGAUCUGCAGGUGGGGUACCGGACAUGGAUUUUGUCAAUGAUAUUCUCUGUGCAAAAUUGUACAAACACCCAAGUUGACUUUUCACCUAAAUACAUAGUUAUUUCAUACCUAUACGCUUUGAAUUCAGUCAGUAUUUUUAUUAUUAUAAUUUUUUUGUUGUUGAAAUGUCUGUUCUAGGUUCGAAUUGACCACACCACUCGAAACCUGAGCUUUGGUUCGGACCUGAACUACUCGACCAAAGAGGACUCUCCUGUGGGGCCGUUCUUGCAGAACAUGCCCUCUGCGCAGAUCAGGAACCAGCUGACAGCCAUGUCGUCUUCCUUGGCCAAGGCAAUCCAGGUCAUCAAACCUGCAUCCAUGCUGGUGAGCACAGCCUCCCGUCGAGAUGGCAUUUGUACCUGCACUGCUAGCCCCCAAAAAAAAAAAAAGAAAAGACAACGUCGCUGUCCUCCUUGAUCAAAUAUCAAAACAUGCUUUCUAUUCCAUCAUCCCAAUGUGCAUUACAUAAAUUAUUAUAAGGUAUUUAAGGCAUUUUGAAAAUGUAACAUUUAGGGCCAAUACUAUAUGGAUUGUUCCGUGCAUACACACACAACCAAUUCACAUUGAUACUGCGUGAAACCCCCAUUCAUGCACAAUCUUGCUCUAACAAACCUGUCCCCAUCUCUCACUCGUCUACCCUCUUGUCCACCAUUUCCAGAAAGAGCGCGAGGAGCAGAGCCAGCUAGCCAUCACCGCCUACCUGAAGAACGGCCGCAAGGAGCACCAGCGCAUCCUGGCCCGCCGGCAGACCAUCGAGGAACGCAAGGAGCGUCUGGAGAACCUCAACAUCCAGCGGGAGAAGGAGGAGCUGGAGCAGCGCGAGGCGGAGCUGCAGAAGGUGCGCAAGGCAGAGGAGGAGCGCCUGCGCCAGGAGGCCAAGGAGCGCGAGAAGGAGCGCAUCAUGCAGGAGCACGAGCAGAUCAAGAAGAAGACUGUGCGUGAGCGGCUGGAGCAGAUCAAGAAGACCGAACUGGGAGCCAAGGCCUUCAAAGACAUCGAUAUAGAGGUAAACUAGACACAAGCUCAACUAAGCUGUACACUCUGCCACCCAUCAAACAUAUUGCUUUGUUAAAAAUGAAAAGAUCACAUUGACAUCAAUGAUGUUAAGACAAGUUUUUUUUCCCCAAUGGGUCAUACUGGUAUCAGUACCAUAAGUGUUUACCUGGAAUGUACACUGAACAAAAAUUAUAUGAACUCAACAUGUAAAUUGUUGGUCCCAUGUUUCAUGAGCUGAACUCAAAGAUCCCAAGAAUUUUCCAUACACACCAAGCUUAUUUCUCCAAUUUUGUGGCCAAAUUUGUUUAUAUCCCUGUUAGCGAGCAUUUCUCCUUUGCCAAGAUAAUCCAUCCACCUGACAGGUGUGGCAUAUCAAGAAGCUGAUUAAACAGCAUGAUCAUUACACAGGUGCACCUUGUGCUGUGGACAAUAAAAGGCCACUAAAAUGUGCAAUUUUGUCACACAAUACAAUGCCAUAUAUGUUUUGAGGGAGCAUGCAAUUGGCAUGCUGACUGCAGGAAUGUCCACCAGAGAAUUGAAUAUUAAUUUCUCUACCAUAAGCCAUAACGUCAUUUUAGAGAAUUUGGCAGUAUAUCCAACCGGCCUCACAACCGCAGACCACAUGUAUGGCUUCGUGUGGGAGAGCGGUUUGCUGAUGUUAACGUUGUGAACAGAGAGCCCUAUGGCGGCGGUGGGGUUAUGGUAUGGGCAGGCAUAAGCUACGGACAACGAACACAAUUGCAUUUUAUCGAUGGCAAUUUGAAUGCACAGAGAUACCGUAACGAGAUCCUGAGGCCCAUUGUCGUACCAUUCAUCCGCCGCCAUCACCUCAUAUUUCAGCAAGAUAAUGCACGGCCCCAUGUCGCAAGGAUCUGUACACAAUUCCUGGAAGCCGAAAAUGUCCCAGUUCUUUCAUGGCCUGCAUACUCAUCAGCCAUGUCACCCAUUGAGCAUGUUUGGGAUGCUCUGGAUCGACGUGUACAACAGCGUGUUCCAGUUCCCGCCAAUAUCCAGCAACUUUGCACAGCCGUUAAAGAGGAGUGGGACAACAUUCCACAGGCUACAAUCAACAGCCUGAUCAACUCUAUGCGAAGGAGAUGUCGCGCUGCAUGAGGCAAAUGAUGGUCACACCAGAUACUGACUGGUUUUCUGAUCCACGCCCCUACUUUUUUUUUUUUACGGUAUCUGUGACCAACAGAUGUACUCCUGAGUGGCGCAGUGGUCUAAGGCACUGCAUCGCAGUGCUAACUGUGCCACUAGAGAUCCUGGUUCGAAUCCAGGCUCUGUCGCCGCCGGCCGCGACCGGGAGACUCAUGGGCGGCGCACAAUUGGCCCAGCGUCGUCCAGGGUAGGGGAGGGAAUGGCCGGCAGGGAUGUAGCUCAGUUGAUAGAGCAUGGCGUUUGCAACGCCAGGGUUGUGGGUUCGAUUCCCACGGGGGGCCAGUAUAAAAAAAAUAUGUAUUCACUAACUGUAAGUCGCUCUGGAUAAGAGCGUCUGCUAAAUGACUAAAAUGUAAAAUGUAAAUGUAACCGAUGCAUAUCUGUAUUCCCAGUCAUGUGAAAUCCAUAGAUUAGGGCCUAAUGAAUUUCUCAAUAGACUGAUUUCCUUAUGAACUGUAACUCAGUGAAAUCUUUUUAAAUUGUUUCAUGUUGCAUUUAUUUUUGUUCAGUAUAGCUAACAUCUCAAAUCAAAGUUUAUUGAUCACAUACAGUUUUGCAGGCGUUAUCGCAGUUCAGCGAAAUGCUUAUUUUUCUAGCUCCAACAAUGCAACAAUAUCUAGCAAUACAAUACACACACACACAAUCCAAAAGUUAAAAAAAGAACAAUAAAUUAAGACGUGAGAACAAGCAAUGUCAGAGUCCGGAAUAUACAUCUAUAUCUAGAAUGAGUUUUGGAAAUGAAGUGUGGAUGUACAAUGGUGAAAUUAACUCUUAACCUCCCUUUGCACAGGACCUUGAGGACCUGGAUCCUGACUUCAUCAUGUCCAAACAGGUGGAGCAGCUUGAGAAGGAGAAGAGAGAACUUCAGGACCGCCUGAAAAACCAGGAGAAAAAGGUGAAGAUAUUUUCAUCAAAUAUAUAUUCCAUGUUUUCUGUCUUGCCUGUUACAAACAGGUGAUGCAGAAAAAUGACUCACUCAAUGUUGUUUCAUGUGUGGACUGGUCCUUGCAGAUUGACUACUUUGAGAGGGCCAAACGUCUGGAGGAGAUUCCCUUGAUCAAAAAGGCCUACGAGGAGCAGCGUGUCAAGGACAUGGAGUUAUGGGAACUCCAAGAGGAGGAGAGGGUAAGGCAAUAUAUUUAUUCAGCAUCUAUGCCUUUGUAAAUCCUAAACACAAAGCCAUUGUAGAUGGCAUGCACGAACUGAGCGCUCUAGUGAUGGCAAGCUGUCAGGCUGACUGGUCCAUGUUUUUCGUGAUAAUAAACAACAUUUUAAUUGUGGUUACAGAAUGGUCAAUGAUUAUGGUCCAUCUGUUUUGUGUUGUAGAUCAGCAACAUGAAGGUGGAGCGUGAGAGGGCCUUGGAGCACAAGCAAAGGAUGUCCAGAAUGAUGGAGGACAAGGAGAACUUUGUGAGCAAAAUAACAGAUGCUCGCAGCUUCAUCUACGAGGUAAAUGGCAUUUUAAAUUGGGGAGUUUGUCUCCUGGAUGGUAUACCACAGGUAUAACUUUUUACUGUUCUAAUUACGUUGGUAACCAGUUUAUAAUAGCAAUAAGGCACCUCAGGGGUUUGUGGUAUAUGGCCAAUAUUCCACAGCUAAGAGCUGUAUCCAGGCACUCCGCGUUGCAUAGAAGAACAGCCCUUAGCCGUGGUAUAUUGGCCAUAUACCACACCCCCUCGUGCCUUAUUGCUUAAUUAAAAUGUGCAUGAAACCACCGAUUCUAGAAGCCCAAUGGCAUUAAAGGAAAAAUCCACCCAAAACCACUCAUUCUUGUAAUUUACAGUGUUGCAUAACACUAAUAUGUGAGUAAUAUUUUUUGUGAACAAAUGUUUCAUUUUGUCGUUAUAAUAAUGUUGGUAGCAACAUGUGGAAAUCUAUUGCAGCUCAAGUCGACUACAAAACCCAUAAUGCAAUGCUCUCUCUAUGGGCUAGCUAGCUAAUGUAGCUACACAUAAUAAUACUAAAGUCAAUAUUAGCAUGUGAAGUAGCUAGUUAGCUGUCCAAUCGCCUAAACAAACUGCAUUAUCAAUUAAGGAGUCUACAAUCUCACCAUGUUUAACCUGCAGAUCAAUGUGCCUCGAGUGGAGUCUGACAAUCGCAACGGCACCAUGCAAUGCACCCUGGACUGACGAGUCUGACAAAUAGGAGAAAUGUGUUAAGGGUUUUUCACAUAUAGUCCUCUUUAAAAGAACCGAUCUCAGUCCUCUUUAAAGUGAAAGCUGUGGUAAAAACAAGAAGCAGAAGAUCUGUUCUCUUUGUAUUCACAUUGCCCUUGCCUUUGAAUGAGGACUCAACUCUUUUGCCAGUUCACGUCACCUAUGUUGUGGUCUGAGUCCUCUUUGCAUUCACAUUGCUAUGUUUAGAAAGGAACCAAGAUCUUUUUCCAACAUUCACUCAAUACACUGUGGGUUUUUACAAAGUGCAGGACAAGCCAUUCCAUCAGUGUGUUAUCGGACAGCUUGAUAUACCAUAUACCUACUUACAUUUAGGAAGCUAAUAGAUUGCAUUUAGUUAAAAGGUGAGACAUAAUUGUAAUCAAAAGGUACAUAUAAUGGGUAACAGAAUAAAUAGCAGAAGAAUAACUGCAGAUUAAAUAAUGCUGUAAUUGAAAAUUGUACACCCAAUGUAGGCUACUGCCCCUUUAAGAGCUAGAAUAGAUUUUGAACCCUAUGUUGUGAUUCUUACCAAAUAUGUUGUCAUCUUCUCACACUAUUCAAACCCCACAAUCGAAUAAACAGUUUAUGAAGCGCUCUUAGCCUAUAGAUCACAUAUCGCAAACAAAUAAUCUGAACUCAAAACUCCACACAUUCAGUAUUUUAGAAUUUCUGUGCAUCCUUGACAAUCGCCAAUCAAUAUCCAAAAACGGAAUGUUUUUUUCCAGGAACCUGCACAUCAUUUUCUGUCUUGUGGCACCAAUGUGAGGGGCUAUGGCAGGGGAAACAGUGUUGCAGUAGUCUAGUGUGUGGUGUGGGAUUAAUGACAAGCGAACCUGGGGAGCUUAGUGUCCACGUUGCCCUAAAAAGGGAACCGGACUGCGGAAUUCAAGCGAACCAAACUCAGACCACCUCUCAAGAUGGUUUCGGUUAGCUUCGGGGAGCUCUUUUUAGGGGUCUGAGUUCCAUUUGGAGUGUUCACACUGCACAAACAAUUAAACAAAACGCACUGAGUUCACAAAAAGUGGCUGAAAGGGACCAAGUGUGAAAACACCCCUAGACCCAAUGUUAAAUUACACAUUUCUCGAGGUAGGAAUAUCGCAGAAAUAUGGUCAAUGGCUCAUUCGAGAGAAGACAACCUACCGCGUUAUGACAUCGGCCAGUAUUGACAUCUGACAUGUGUGAUAGAUGUUUUUGCAAUCUAAAAGUCGUAUUCUUAUUAACUUCCAGCGUAGUGAGAGCGGCUUUAUCUCAAUGCUACGUCAUACCGGCUGAAUUUCUGCCUGCUUGAACGGCAAUAUCUCAGAUACACACGAAAACAUGAAUUGGCCCAGGGAAUCGAUAGAACAUCGCUCAGAGAUGCACAAAAACAAUAUAACAUUCAAAAUGGGUGAAUAUUUACUUCAAAGAGCUUAUCAGCUGCUACAAAGAAAGCAGGAAUAACCAAAAAAAAGUAAUUGUCAAUGGAGUUCUACCAUAAGUUAUUUGGCCUGAGUUGUUUUUCAUUUAUUAAGAAUACACUUAAGAUCUUUAAGAAUACACCUAAAUGUCUUUGUUACCAUCCCAGGAAAAACUGAAACAGUUCCAGGAGCGCCUGGUGGAGGAGAGGAAGAAGCGUCUAGAGGAGAGGAAGAUUCAGCGCAAGGAGGACCGCCGUAACGCCUUCUACCGCCAGAAGGAGGAGGAGGCCCAGCGCAUCCAUGAGGAGCAGCUCAAGAAAGGUACCUCCGUUACCUCUCAGGCCCAGAGAGGACUUGGUAUAUAGUAUGGAUGUCAAAUAAUAAUUUUAUUAUUAUUAUCUUAGAUAUUGUCAACUAUGAGUUUCUCUUAAAGGUAAUAGUAACUUUAAUUGAUGUCAAUGGAAGAUAUCUGCAAAAACGUGAAGUUAUGCACACAGAUUUAGGUAAAUUAGAUUUCGGCUCCAAGUGUGUUUUUGGUUGGUGUUUGUUAGUCUGUGUGUCCCAUGUGACGGUUGCCCCAUAGUCUUCAGUGUCCUGUCAUCUGAAUCUACAUAUCCAUGUGUUGUUGCAGAGCGCGAGGAGCGCGAGCGCAUCGAGCAGGAAGCACGUGAGGCAGAGGAGGCGGAGUACCAGGAGCGCCUGCGCAAACUAGAGGAGCAGGAGAGGAAGCAGCGAGCCCGGCAGCAGGAGAUCGAGGAGCGUGAGCGCCGCAGGGAGGAAGAGUUGAGGGCCCCUGCUAGGUCUGAGGAGAAACCCAGAGGAGAAGCCAAGGUAGCCUACUACACAUUCUCGCCAACAUCUCCUCCAGAGCACUUUCACACAGCUCACUUUCUGUUGAGUCGAAGAUGACUCACUUUAGAGGGGUGUUAAAAUAAUUAUAAUAUUAAAUGGGUUUAUAUAGCGCUUAAGUUUUGUUCGCUCAAUGAUGAUUCUCCUCCAUUGAUCGCUCCAAGAGCGACAUGAAAUUAAAUGCACUUCUAUUUCACCGGCGAACUGAGAGUGAGAAGCACAGGCAGCCGUCUCAAAGUACAAUGUGAAGUUUCUUGACAUUUUGGGUGGAACUUGUGACGUGAAUGUACUCCAUUUCCCUGUUAACUUAGUUAUGAAGUCCCAAAAAUAAGCUCAGAUAAAGGUAUAGGAUGAAAUUAUCAUAAUGUUGCAAAUAUGGUGUUCUUAAAAAAUAAAUAAAAUAAAUAAUCAUGUAAAUGUAAUGAAAGCCAUUACUCAGUGUUGGACACUCUUUUCCUCUCCAGGACUGGGGUGCUGAGAAGGAGGAGGGAGGAGGUGGAGGAUGGAGGAGGCGUACUGAGGUUGAAUCAGAGAGGCGUCGGCCUGUGCCUGAUAAGUGAGUGGCAUUUAAUUCAGACUGUACUUUUGAAGCAUUUCAUUUGGUAAAAAUACUUUGUGUUCACUGGUCAAAAAAUCUUUUAUUACUCUCUAUAGUGACGCCGUACCAGAUAAGUGAGUGGGAUUUCAUUCAGAUUGCAAAUUUGAAGCAUGUUACCUGGUUUAAAAUACUUUGUAUGUUUGUGUUCACUGGUCAAAGUGACCUGUCCUAUAACUGUGCUGUCCUUUCUCUCUCUAGGGACUGGAGAACCGAUGGCGGCGAGGAAAAAGACAGAGAGCCACCCUUCAGGAGAGGAGGAGACGGCCCUCGCCGUGGUGGAGCCGACGACCGCGGACCCCCACGCAGGGGCUUCGGGGACGAGGACCGACCCCUGCGCAGAGGCAUGGAUGAGGACCGUCCACCAAGGAGAACCUUUGGGGAUGAUGACCGGGGUCUUAGAAGGGGAGGGGACGAGGACCGCGGUCUCCGCAGAGGCUUCGAAGAUGGCCCCAGGCGUGUCUUUGAUGACGGCCCCCGCAGAGGCACGGAUGAGUCCAGGGGCCCCAGACGCGGGGCCGAUGAUGACACCUGGGGCCCCAGGAGAGGAGGAGAUGACGAGAGGGGCGGACCCCGUGACGACAAGCCAUGGAAGCCAGCAGGCCGGCCCGGUAUGGUUGUUUCCCAUUUAAUCUGUUCCAAAUAUGGAUCAUUGAAUUGAUGUGGUUGCAUGUUUGUCUUGUGUAGUAAGUGUGUUGUCGUUGAAAGCCCUCUUCCAUGUACUUGUUCUCCUAUAAUUAUGUUAAUUAGUAUUUAAGAAAUGUCUAAUAGUAAAUAUUUGUGUAGUGGCAACUGUUGCCAGUUCUUCUUACACGUUGUGCUGGAUCAUGGGCAGUUGCUCUGGUGUCUGCUUCAGGUGGUGGCUGGCGUGAGAGGGAGAAGGCCCGCGAGGAGAGCUGGGGUCCACCCCGCGAAGGUGGCAGCAGCAAUGAGGGCGACGAAGGCGAGAGAGAGGAAAAACAGGAGAGCGAACGCUUCCCAGAGCGCCGCCCACCCAGGUCAGACGCACAGUAUGUGGACUACAAACAGCACUACUGUGAUAUGAAGGCUCAUAUAUUAUACUCUAUGAUCAGGAGUGCUCCUAAACGGGUGGAUGGUUUUACUGAUAUUGUGAAAACGGAGUAGUCGUACAGGUGUUUUUUGUAUUUAUUUUCGUGGCGUAAUCGGAGACCUCUGUUUUCAGGGAGGAGGGAGGUGGUGGUAGUGCCUGGAGAAGGCCGGGUGCUGAUGAUGAGGCGCCCAAGAAAAGCUGGAGAGACUCUGCUCGUCAGGAAGAGCCUGACCGCGAGGACCGCCCUCCUAUCCGUCGAGAGCGACCUGAGCGCAGGGAUGAACGAGACCGUCCCCCACCCAGCAGAGAGCCUGAAGAAGGUAAGAUCAGCCUGCUCAGUCCUCUGCAACCUACCUUACUAGCCACAUGUUUUAAGUUUCGGUAUUUUAAAACAGUUAGCCAGCUCGGUAUUCAUUGCAAGUGUCAACCGGUAUCAAGCAUCAAUCUAUUAAUGCAGCAAUACUCAUUCAUUGUCUAUAUCAUGAAAAUUGAGACUACUGUAACCCCUGUUCUCUGGCAGUGUUUCCAAUCUGGAGGAUGUAUUUUUAAACACAGUACUUAAAGUUAAGAUGCCAUCCCCUAACAAGACAGGUUCUGUGCACACAGGAGGAGGCUCUUGGCGCCGUGCCGGCGACGAGAAGCGUGAGGUGCGUAAAGAGGAACGUCCGGCUCCCCCCAGACCCAGAGAGGGUGAGCGUGAAGCGGACGGAGAGAAGAGCUCCUGGCGCUCUGAGAAAGACAAAGAGAACGCUGGUCGCGCCAAGAAGACCAACGAAGAGACCGACGAUGACGGCUGGACCAAGGUGGCCCGCCGCUGAGUCCACCCUCUCUCUGAGCAUCUGCUUCCAAAUGGCCCCACAAUGACUAAUGUUGUACCCCUCUAUUGCUGCCAGCCUCGUAGUAAUUUAACCUUGGCAUAAGCUUAUUAAAACUUUGGCAUAGCAAAGCUCAUUAUUUGAUCAACCAAAUGUGUCAUCUCAUCAACUAUCUCGAAUAUGUAUUUUGUUAAGGUGGCUUCUUAACCUAAAAACGAGUUAAUUCCCAAUUUGAUGUGCAUGCUUAGAGUAUACAAUUAGUCUCACUCAAUAUCUAGUGUGUGGUUCGAUCUUAAAGCAUUCAACCAUAUUUGACACAAUGAGUUGCAUGUUUAUAGAUAAAUACAGCCUUUAUUAAUAAAGUACUUUGCUCAACA